Molecule: messenger RNA, 1696 nt
Organism: Rubroshorea leprosula
Lineage: Eukaryota; Viridiplantae; Streptophyta; Magnoliopsida; Malvales; Dipterocarpaceae
Source: the annotation of a GenBank genome assembly
AGCAACGCAAAAUUUCCCUUCAAAUUUCUCCCCUUUUUUCUAUUUCUUCCCCAAAUUAAUGGAGUGGAUUAGAGGACCAACCAUUGGCCGCGGCGCCACGGCCACCGUCUCUUUAGCCACUUCUGUCCCCUCCGGUGAGCUUCUAGCCAUCAAGUCCACCGAGCUGUCCCGGUCCAUGUUCUUGCAAAGAGAGCAACAUUUCUUGUCCAAUUUGAGCUCACCCCACCUAGUCAAGUACAUGGGUUGUGGUAUUACCAAUGAGGAUAAUAAGUCUAUGUACAAUCUUUGCAUGGAGUAUGUUCCCGACGGCACACUUUCUGAUGAAAUUCGGCAGCGUGGAGGCAGGCUGGAGGAGGAGACGAUCAGAUUGUACACUCAACAGAUUGUACAAGGUUUGGAAUACCUUCAUAUCAAUGGCUUGGCACAUUGUGACAUCAAGAGCAAAAAUAUACUGUUGGGUAAAUCCGGUGCCAAAAUCGCCGACCUGGGCUGUGCUAAAUUGGUGGGAGAUGUUGCAACAUCAGGGUUUUCCGGCACACCGGCGUUCAUGGCACCGGAGGUGGCACGGGGAGAGGAACAGGGGUUUGCGGCGGACAUAUGGGCUCUUGGGUGCACGAUCAUAGAGAUGGGUACUGGAAAUUUACCGUGGCCGGAGCUGAAUGAUCCUGUGCCAGCACUUUACAAGAUCGGAUUUUCCGGUGACACACCGGAGAUUCCAAUCUGGUUUUCCAAGAAAGGUAAAGAUUUCUUGGGGAAAUGCCUGAAGAGAGAUGCAAAGGACCGAUGGACAGCUAAAGAAUUACUCAAGCAUCCAUUUUUGGAGGAUACAGAGCCGAAUUCAGGGGAAGAAACAAUUUCUCCAAAUUCUGUAUUGGAUCAAUGCUUCUGGAAUUCAAUGGAGGUUUUGGAAAGUCCCAGGAACCUGAUCAAUACAUAUGAUUCUUCUUCGAACUCUCUAGCGGAGAGAAUCAAGGACAUGACCGGGAGUUCUUCGCUGCCGGAUUGGACUUGGGGCGAGGACUGGAUCACAGUUAGAAGCAAUGGCGUUGAAGAAAACAGGGAAUUUUGUGGUUCUGAUGAGGAAAAUCUCAUGGUAGAAGAUGAACCAUCAAUUCAAACUGCAUUUUUCUUGGAUUCUCAUGAAGAAGAGAUUGAAAGUACAAUGUUCGAUGAGGAUCAAUUCCUGGAAUAUUCUGUUGAAAACACCAUUGUCUUUAGCAAUAUAAUGGAUGACUUUGUAUUAGAAUGCAAUGGACACAAGUUCUCAUUCUGGUGUGAUGAAACUUCGCAUUUGAAUUUUGAACAGAACAGUUUUUGGGCUUUGGCUGACAAGUUCCAAGGUCAAACCUUGUUUAGGGGAUUUUUUGGCUCUGAUGAGGAAGAUGCCAUGGUAGAAGAUGAACCAUGGAUUCAAACUGCAUUUUUCAUGGGUUCUGAUGAAGUAAUUGAAAGUUGGAAUACAUUUGAUGAGGAUGAAUUCCUGGAAAAUUCACAACACUAUUGUUUUUAGCAGUAUUAUUUAUUAUAGCUUAAUUUUUAUAAGACAGUCCAAAAUUUGAAACAGAAAACGAGAAUUCUCCAUUUAUAAAUCCAAAAAAUCCCAUCUUUUUGUUCACAUGUUGUUGUUUCUCCCCAUUUUUUCCUUUUGCUGCAAAUUUUCUCUUCAGUUGCCUCCGAGUAAAGGUAAAUUUUGGCU